UUGAUGCCAUCUAUCCAUUCUCUGGAAGUGCUGACUGGCAUGCCCCUGGUAUACGCCGCCGUCUGAGCCGGUGUGAGCUUCCUUUAGUACCGGUGUCUAGAUCCGCCACUCAGGCGUUGGGCACUGAGUGGCUGUCAGUUUCCCUCUUGCCUUUGACCAUGCCGCAAGCUGAGAAAGAACAGGCCGACAAACGAAAGGCAGAAGAAGAAGAGCGUAUCGAGCGCGAGCGGGCCAGCGGGAACAAGCUCUGGGGCGUC
Mycena citricolor is the source of this 257-nucleotide messenger RNA. Lineage: Eukaryota; Fungi; Basidiomycota; Agaricomycetes; Agaricales; Mycenaceae. The record is from the annotation of a GenBank genome assembly.